GACAAAAGACAAAAGGAAAUCCAGAGAAAGGAGUUUCACGAGAUUCCGAGAUUUGCAGUGACUUGAUGGUGACUGUUCUGCUUUCCAGUUUCUGAUCAAAAUGCCAACAACAAUAUAAACCAAAAUUCGAGUACACGGCUAUGGAUUAACAGCGCUACGAUUCCCGAUCUGAAUCAGGAACAAGGACGAACACUACACCACCGACGGCGAAGAUUUCCAACAACGAAAUCAUAAAGGGCUUCUAAAUGAGCGGCGAAAAGGUUGUGGCAUCUUCUGGAGCUUCUUCGGGUUCUGUGGACGUCGUUAAGGGCAUCAAUGGCCUUGAUAAAGUCGUCCUUCGCGAUCCGCGUGGUAGUUCUGCUGAGGUAUAUUUAUAUGGGGCCCACGUGACAUCUUGGAAGAAUGAUCAUGGGGAAGAGAUGCUUUUUGUUAGUAACAAGGCCAUUUUCAAGCCUCCAAAACCAAUUCGUGGAGGGAUUCCGAUAUGUUUUCCUCAAUUUUCAAAUCUUGGUCCUCUUGAGGCACAUGGAUUUGCUAGAAUAAGACUUUGGAACAUUGAUAACAAUCCACCUCCUCUUCAAACGAAUACCUCCAGUAAGACUUUUGUUGAUCUAAUCCUAAAGCCCUCUGAAGAAGAUGCAAGGGUUUGGCCUCAUAGUUAUGAGUACCGUCUGAGGGUAUCUCUAGGACCUUCUGGAGAGCUAUCGUUGACAUCACGUGUUAGGAAUACCAAUGCAGAUGGAAAGCCUUUCUCGUUCACAUUUGCUUAUCACACUUACUUCUCAGUAUCAGACAUAAGUGAAGUUCGGGUGGAAGGUUUGGAGACCUUGGACUAUCUUGACAACUUGCAGGGUAGAGCGCGUUUUACUGAACAGGGGGAUGCUUUAACUUUUGAAUCAGAAGUGGACAAGAUAUUUCUUAGCUCUCCAUCUAAGAUUGCAAUUCUGGAUCAUGAGAAGAAAAGGACUUUUGUAGUUCGAAAAGAAGGACUUCCAGAUGCUGUGGUCUGGAAUCCUUGGGAUAAGAAAGCAAAGGCAAUAUCUGAUUUCGGAGAUGAAGAGUACAAGUACAUGCUGUGUGUGGAGGCUGCAGCUAUCGAAAAACCAAUCGCUCUGAAACCUGGCGAGGAAUGGAGAGGAAGACUGGAGCUUUCUGCUGUUCCUUCAAGUUACUGUAGUGGCCAACUUGAUCCUCAGAAAGUCCUCCACGGCAUCUAAAAAGUUCAUCAUUCUGUUCACUUCACAUGUAUCAGGUACAUGAGUUUCUUGUUCGCAAUAGAUAUUUUACUUUUCUUGGCAGUAUCAUGGCUGCUAAUAUUUUCAGAAUCAGAAAAACUAGAAAAAUGGGUAUUUCCAUCUUUGAACAUCUAGUGCAAAAGAUUGAAGAACAACUGGGACAGAAUUUUCUCAA
Molecule: messenger RNA, 1410 nt
Organism: Cucurbita pepo subsp. pepo (vegetable marrow)
Lineage: Eukaryota; Viridiplantae; Streptophyta; Magnoliopsida; Cucurbitales; Cucurbitaceae
Product: putative glucose-6-phosphate 1-epimerase
Biological process (GO): carbohydrate metabolic process
Cellular component (GO): cytoplasm
Molecular function (GO): carbohydrate binding; glucose-6-phosphate 1-epimerase activity
Source: RefSeq, a predicted model, not a curated record